Molecule: messenger RNA, 1582 nt
Organism: Gymnogyps californianus (California condor)
Lineage: Eukaryota; Metazoa; Chordata; Aves; Accipitriformes; Cathartidae
Gene: MEX3A
Product: mex-3 RNA binding family member A
Molecular function (GO): RNA binding
Source: RefSeq, a predicted model, not a curated record
AUGCCUAGCCUGGUAGUACCAGGGAUAAUGGAAAGGAACGGGGGUUUCGGCGAUUUAGGCUGUUUCGGUGGGAGCGGCAAAGACAGAGCGCUGCUGGAGGAUGACCGGGCGCUGCAGCUCGCCCUGGACCAGCUCUGCCCUGGGCUAGGCGAGCCUUCCUCCUCCUCCUCCUCCUCCGCCGUGGUGCUGGUGGAGGACAGCAACAACAACAACAAUAACCCGCCGCCACCGCCGCCGCAGCAGCCCCCGCCGCCGCCGCCGCCGCCGCAGCAGCAGCCACCGCCGCCGCCGCCGCCGCCGCCGCCGGCCCCGAAGGGCUCGUCGGCGCCCAGCGCCGGGGCGGCGGAGCCCAAGUUGUGCGCGCUGUACAAGGAGGCCGAGCUGCGGCUCAAGAGCAGCUCCAACACCACCGAGUGCGUCCCGGUGCCCAGCUCCGAGCACGUGGCCGAGAUCGUGGGCCGGCAAGGCUGCAAGAUCAAAGCCCUGCGGGCAAAGACCAACACCUACAUCAAGACUCCAGUGCGGGGUGAGGAGCCGGUCUUCAUGGUGACGGGACGGCGGGAGGACGUGGCCAUGGCCCGGCGGGAGAUCAUCUCCGCUGCCGAGCACUUCUCCAUGAUCAGGGCCUCCCGCAACAAGGCUGGCACCACUUUUGGCAGCGCUCCCACCUUGCCAGGGCAAGUCACCAUCCGGGUGCGUGUGCCCUACCGCGUGGUGGGCUUGGUGGUGGGCCCCAAAGGAGCCACCAUCAAGCGGAUCCAGCAGCAGACCAACACCUACAUCAUCACGCCCAGCCGGGACCGGGACCCCGUCUUUGAAAUCACCGGCGCGCCGGGCAAUGUUGAGCGUGCCCGGGAGGAGAUCGAGACCCACAUCGCGGUGAGGACGGGCAAGAUCCUGGAGUACAACAACGAGAACGACUUCCUCUCCAGCAGCCCUGACUCCGGCAUGGAGAACCGCUACUCGGAGGCCUGGCGGGUCCAUACGCCGGCGCCGGGCUGCAAGCCCCUCUCCACCUUUCGGCAGAACAGCCUGGGAUGCAUCGGCGACUGUUCCGUCGACCCCGUCUACGAGACCCCCCGGCUGAAUGACCAAAACGACUUCAAUUACGGUUACCUCUUCCCCAACUAUGGCGUGAACAAGCAAGAUCUGUAUUACGGGGUGCCGGAGUCGGGUGCCCCGAUGUGGGCUGGGCAGGAGAACACCAACCCGGUCUCGGUGCUCUUCUCGAAGCAGCAGCGGUCCAGCAGUACCGGCGCCAUCCACCCAAAUUCACAUCGCUCCCCGUCCUCCUCCAUCCAAGAGCCCAAUCUCUCCGGUCUCCCCAGGCGGUCGCAGGGGGAACCGCUCCAAGGGUUUUCCAAGCUGGGGACGACUACCGCUGCCCGGACGUCUGUCUCCAGCAGCCGCGAGUGCAUGGUGUGUUUCGAAAGCGAAGUUACGGCAGCUCUGGUGCCGUGCGGCCACAACCUCUUCUGCAUGGAGUGUGCCGUGAGGAUCUGUGAGAGGACUGAUCCAGAGUGCCCGGUUUGCCACGCUGCAGCCACUCAGGCCAUUAGAAUAUUUUCCUAAAGAGACAGAG